CUCCUUAUCAACCCCGCCACUUUUUUGUCUGUUUCGUUCUUGUUGUUGUGUUGUGACUCUUUUUUUCAAAUAUGCCUCAGAACGAGUAUAUCGAGCGCUGGCAGAAACAGCACGGUAAGCGUCUCGACCACGAUGAGCGCAUCCGCAAGAAGCAGGCCCGUGAGGGUCACAAGCAGUCCAAGGAUGCCCAGAACCUGCGCGGUCUGAGGGCCAAGCUGUACCAGCAGCAGCGCCACAAGGAGAAGAUCCAGAUGCGCAAGCGCAUCAAGGCCCAGGAGGAGAAGAACGUCAAGUCCUCCGCCCCCGAGGAGCCGUCCAAGACGCCCCUGCCCCAGUACCUGCUCGACCGCUCGCAGGCGACCAACGCCAAGGCCCUGUCCAGCGCCAUCAAGGACAAGCGCAACGAGAAGGCCGCCAAGUUCGCCGUUCCCUUGCCCAAGGUCAAGGGUAUCAGUGAGGAGGAGAUGUUCAAGGUCGUCAACACCGGCAAGAAGACCCACAAGAAGUCCUGGAAGCGCAUGAUCACCAAGCCCACGUUUGUUGGUAAUGACUUCACCCGUCGGCCUGUCAAGUACGAACGAUUCAUUCGGCCGAUGGGUCUGCGUUACAAGAAGGCCAAUGUCACGCACCCCGAACUGGGUGUUACCGUCCAGCUUCCCAUCUUGUCCGUCAAGAAGAACCCCCAGAACCCGCUCUACACUCAAUUGGGUGUCUUGACCAAGGGUACUGUGCUCGAAGUCAACGUUUCCGAACUGGGGCUUGUCACCACGUCAGGAAAGGUCGUUUGGGGUAAAUACGCCCAGGUCACCAACAACCCUGAUCUCGACGGCACCGUCAACGCCGUCCUCCUCAACUGAACCCUUGAAACCCUUUCACCUCCCCUGUCCAAACGACCAUGACAAACGGCUCUUAUCUCCGUCCACCCCGUUUUCCCUAUCUCUGACACCGGUUCUUCCCUUUCUCCAUGCGUUGGUUAUUGCUGCUCGGAUCAUCGUGAUUUGUAUUCUGUCUCGAGCCAGUGGAUAUACUUUUCUUCACCCGUUCUCAUCGGGGGGUGCGGCGUUUGUGGCGCGCAAAGUGUGCUUGCUCUUUUCUUUUUUCACAUUCUUGACUUUCGACCCUUUUUUUUUCGUAUCAAAAGAGAUUCCCGUUCUGAGAUCAUCCUCUGUGAUCUGAUCUUCGUCCUAGGUAGACUAGCUAGCUAUAAAAUUAUAAACAGAU
Molecule: messenger RNA, 1221 nt
Organism: Aspergillus saccharolyticus JOP 1030-1
Lineage: Eukaryota; Fungi; Ascomycota; Eurotiomycetes; Eurotiales; Aspergillaceae
Product: rRNA-processing protein NSA2
Exons: 6
Coding region: 72-857 (261 amino acids)
Biological process (GO): maturation of LSU-rRNA; maturation of 5.8S rRNA
Cellular component (GO): preribosome, large subunit precursor; nucleolus
Source: RefSeq, a predicted model, not a curated record